Alnus glutinosa is the source of this 858-nucleotide messenger RNA. RefSeq lists its product as uncharacterized. The transcript has a single exon. The record is from RefSeq and is a predicted model, not a curated record. Bases 1 to 858 code for a protein of 285 amino acids. NCBI's taxonomy places the organism in Eukaryota, Viridiplantae, Streptophyta, Magnoliopsida, Fagales, Betulaceae.
AUGGAGGAGUUAGUGGAGAAGCUAGGUGGUAGCAUGAGACUGCUGGAGGGUGAAAGGAUGAGCAUUGAGAUCACAGAAGAUGAGACGGCAGACCUGAGACUGGCAAAUGGGCGUUGUCUGAUUGGCCGAUUCAUGUCUGAAAGAAGGAUUCAGAAGGAGGCUUUUAGGGCGUUUAUGGCCCGGCUGUGGAAAACGGCUGGAAAAGUGGUCUUUAAGGAGUUACAGGACAACAUUUGGCUUAUUGAGUUCUCCUCAGAAGCUGACAAAAGGAGAGUACUGGAGGGCUGUCCUUGGCUGUUCGAUAGAAGUGUACUGAUUCUUAAAGAAGUGGAGGAAAGUAUUCCGCCCGCCCAAAUGGAUUUCUCAAAGUCACCGUUUUGGAUUCAAGUACACGAUAUUCCCCUUAUAUACAUGAACAAACAUGUGGGGCUCAAGAUUGGAGAAUCCAUUGGAAGAGUGGAGGAAGUGGACGUUACAGGAGAAGGGAUAGGUUGGGGGAGGUGCCUUCGAAUCCGGGUUCAGGUUGACAUCACCAAGCCCCUCGAAAGAGGUCGAGCCCUCGAGCUUAAUGGAAAGAUGGUGUGGGCUAAUUUUAGAUAUGAAAAACUUCCACACCUCUACUUCAACUGUGGACGCAUUUUCCACAAACACUCGCAGUGUAGCGAUAACAAGAACCCCAAGCAGGGAACAAAGCCCUCCCCAAAGCAAUGGGGCACUUGGCUCCGGGCAGAAGACAUGCGCUUCUCUCAAGGACACUCGAGGUAUGGAUGGAGGCGGGGGGAAGCCCAACUGAUACAGGAGCAUCCAACCGGAGGGAAGGGGCUGCCGGAGGCAACCCAGGGACACAGUCUCAGUUAG